AUGCGUAAAGCUGGGCUGUUCAUCAAGCACGCUACACUUUUCGCCAAGUGGCACGAUACCCUUCUAACUGACUUCUCGGGUAUCAAUCACCCGCAUUACGGGAGACCGGGAGAGGAGUCCGACUACCCUUUUGAUCAACCAGUCACGGGGUCAGAUACGAACAAGAUGCGAGCUGCUGAGACGGUACUAGACAAAUUCUGGAUCGAGACUGAUCAGCGUUACCGCCUCAAGACAGGUACUAUGCCGUACGAGCUGGACGCCGACAUCAUCUCUGAAUGCACUAUCUUUCGCACUCCAACCUAG
Didymella exigua CBS 183.55 is the source of this 303-nucleotide messenger RNA. RefSeq lists its product as uncharacterized. The coding region runs from base 1 to 303 and encodes 100 amino acids. Lineage: Eukaryota; Fungi; Ascomycota; Dothideomycetes; Pleosporales; Didymellaceae. The transcript has a single exon. The record is from RefSeq and is a predicted model, not a curated record.